UGACGUAUUUGAAUUUCAUGCAGCCGGCCGCCGGCUGUCAGUUCCCAGUUGUCAUUUGCACGCCAGCGUUUCCUGAGUAAGUUCGUUGCCGCAACUAUUCUACGCCUCAUUUAAUUUAAAUUAUUUUUCAACAAGAUGCCGCUGCAACUCACCAAACCGGCGCCCCAGUUCAAAACCACGGCUGUGGUGAACGGCGAGUUCAAAGACGUCGCACUGUCGGACUACAAGGGCAAAUAUGUAGUGCUCUUCUUCUACCCGCUCGACUUCACAUUCGUCUGCCCCACCGAGAUCAUCGCGUUCUCCGAGCGCGCGGACGACUUCAGGAAGAUCGGGUGUGAAAUCAUCGCCGCGUCGACCGACUCUCACUUCACUCACCUCGCGUGGAUCAACACGCCGCGCAAGCAGGGCGGUCUCGGCCCAAUGAACAUCCCCAUCAUCAGCGACAAGUCGCACCGCAUCGCGCGCGACUACGGCGUGCUCGACGAGGAGAGCGGCAUCCCGUUCCGCGGCCUCUUCAUCAUCGACGACAAGCAGAACCUGCGCCAGAUCACCGUCAACGACCUGCCCGUGGGACGUUCCGUAGAAGAGACCCUCCGCCUUGUCCAAGCGUUCCAAUACACGGACAAGUACGGUGAGGUGUGCCCGGCCAACUGGAGGCCCGGCUCCAAAACGAUCAAGCCCGACACCAAGGCGGCGCAGGAGUACUUCGGCGAUCAGAACUGAGACUAGCGUAGAUUUCCUUUAGCGGCUGUUUUAUUUAAUACUUAUGAAUAAUAAAUAAAAACUUGUUAAAG
Zerene cesonia (dogface butterfly) is the source of this 794-nucleotide messenger RNA. RefSeq names its product peroxiredoxin 1 (gene Jafrac1). Gene Ontology annotation, biological process: cellular response to stress; cell redox homeostasis; hydrogen peroxide catabolic process. Bases 136 to 723 code for a protein of 195 amino acids. The transcript is spliced from 5 exons. Gene Ontology annotation, molecular function: thioredoxin peroxidase activity. Lineage: Eukaryota; Metazoa; Arthropoda; Insecta; Lepidoptera; Pieridae. The record is from RefSeq and is a predicted model, not a curated record. Gene Ontology annotation, cellular component: cytosol.